This is a messenger RNA of Vicugna pacos (alpaca), 1500 nucleotides long. It is a transcript of the gene MYPOP, whose product is annotated as Myb related transcription factor, partner of profilin. Gene Ontology annotation, cellular component: nucleus. Gene Ontology annotation, molecular function: DNA-binding transcription factor activity, RNA polymerase II-specific; RNA polymerase II cis-regulatory region sequence-specific DNA binding. The record is from RefSeq and is a predicted model, not a curated record. Gene Ontology annotation, biological process: regulation of transcription by RNA polymerase II. Lineage: Eukaryota; Metazoa; Chordata; Mammalia; Artiodactyla; Camelidae.
CCUGCCGCCGAGGACGCCUUCUCCGCGGAGGAGGAGACCAUUUUUGCCAUCCUGGGACCGGGUGUGGCGGGCCCAGGAGCUGGUGCAGGGGCCGAGCAGCCCCCAGCGGCCGCCUCCUCGCAGCCGCCGGCCCCAAGCGCCUGCGCCCAACGCUAUGUGUUGUCUGAGGACCGCAGGGAGGACCGACGGGCAGAUACACCAGCCCACAGCAAGGGGGGCUCCAGCAGCCCAGAGCCUUGGGCCCGGCCCUCCUGCAAUCCCCAGGAAGGGGGCUGCCAGCCACCCAAGGAGCGUGAGUCCUCGCCCCCGCCAGCCCCGCAGACCGUUCAGCUGCCCCGCCUGGCCUUGUCUCCACCACCCCCAGCCCCUCCACCACCACCACCAGCCCAGCCACCGCAGCAGGUCCAAGUGGCACCCUCGCCCCCCAGCCCCCCACCCCCUCCACUGCCUCCGCCUUCGGCCCCAGACCCCUCCCUGGACUUCCUACGGGCCCAGCAGGAGACUGCCAAUGCCAUCCGGGAGCUGGCCGGCACCCUCCGGCAGGGACUGGCCAAAUUGAGCGAGGCCCUCAGCGCUCUGCUGCCCCUAUUGCCAGGAACCCCAGCUGACCCGCUGCCCCCACCUCUGCCCCAACCCCCACCCCCGCCUCCACUCCCUAGGCCUGUCCUGCCCCCACCCUCCCCCAAGGUGGAGGUCACCCCAGAACCAGUGUCCAUGGUGGCUGCUGUCGUGGAUGGGGCCAUGGUGGCAGCCAGGGGGGUGAUCAUUGCUCCUAGGAGUGAGGAGGGGGCCCCCCGGCCGCCCCCAGCCCCCCUCCCUCCCCAUGAUUCCCCCCCACACAAGAGGAGGAAAAGCUUCCCUACACGGAAGAGGCGGGGGCGAUGGAAAUCUCCAUGAAAUCAGCUCUUGGGCUAGAAGCUUGUCUGCACACCUUCUGCCUGCACCUCCUCCCCCAGCUUAGCCCUGUGGAGGAGGGCAAUGCACCUUCUCCAUUCCAGCUGCACCCUGGCUCCCUGCUGCAGGGGCACAAGAGAGCCCACUCCCUGUACUAGUUAGUGCCUGAUUCUGGGGGGACUUCCUUGAUGAGCCCCCCAGCCCUUUCUCCAAUACGGCGCUGUCUGCCUGGCUGCUUCCUUUAACCCUGACUUCUAAGCCAUCGAUCUUAUGUUAUUUAUUAUUGCCCUUUGUGGGUUGCGGAGGGAGCCUCUUGGAUCUGCACAUCCCCCCUCCCCUAACUCCUGGCCUUGACUUGAAGAGAAUUGACCCACCUCCCCAACCCAGACUUUGGAGGGGGUGGGGGUUGCAAGACAAAUCAGAAUAUGGAUGAAGAGGAUACUGCAGUCUGUACCCUAGGAAGAGGGGGGUGGAGUCUUGCUGGGGAGGUAUAGGUUGAACCUUCUGCCUCCCAUUGCAGUCUCUGACCUCCAGAGCUCAACCUCCUCCAUUCUCUCCAGUGGUGACAAGAUAUCAAUAAACUUAUUUUUAAUACAAUUACUUGGA